CAUGCGGCCAACCUUCACUGCAGACCAUGACGAUGGCGCCGAGUAUCUUGCCCUCCUAGUCGGAUCAAGCACGAGCUCCUGCUGGGCACCAUGUCCGAUUCUCCUGCCCCGCGUCGAUCCCAGCGGAUUGAGGCAGCCCUUCGUUGUGAGCUUCCUCAAGCAGCAGCAGCGGACCUUGCUCUGGGGAACGCACCUCUUUCGCCUUCGACUUUGGCCAUACCCACCUCACCCCCUUCCUCUCCUAGUCCUGAUCCAACCAGACAGGAUCGUACCUCUUCAGAACAGACUCUUCCUCCCCUAUUGCAGCGGCUCUCUUUCAUCAUCGACUGGGAUGAUCCCACGCAAGAAAUAGUCGAUGGCGACCCACAAGCAGUUGCAGGGGUGUCCCACCUUGGCUCCAUCUCGGCGGACUUGUCAUGCGAUACGCACUCAGCUCACCUCUCAGCAUUCGUCUUUGCGCCGAGCUCACCAACGAAAGCAAUUGAUACGAUGGAUCACGAGAUCAUUGAGAAAGACGAGGUUGUGAGGGCCAGACUCCGGAGGGCUCUCCCAGCUCGCUGGCUGAAAUGGUACUGCGUUGUGGUACCCGAAGCAAGGCGUGAUCACCUGAUCGAGGUUAUCAUGGCUUCCAAGGAUGUAGUGUCAGUAAUCGAAGAGGUACUCGAAGCUGCGACACGCGAUCACAUUGAGAAAGCCCUCGAGGAAUUAGUCUGCAAGCUAGGCAAUACAGUUCGCUCGAAGCUCUUAACGAUGCGAGGGAAACACGACAAUGGGUACGGCAAGUUCGUAUCACGAGGCACAAAAAAAGUGGAAACUUCGGGCAUUGACGAUUCUGAAACAUACCGGGCUGACAUUGUAGUCCAGGAGGCCGACCCACCCCCUGCCAAGGAUGGGGAGGUCAAGUAUGAAUGGAGUCAGCUCAUGACGUUCAUUGAGGUCAAGAGGAGAGACCGCCAAGAUGGAAACGAAGCCCUCGCCAUCCAAGGCAUGCAAUAUGUAUGCAAGCUCCUGGUGUACAGAUCACUAACGUCACACGUCUACUUUCUGAGCUGGUGCGGCGGACUCGCCCGGCUUUGGUACGCAGACUCGGCUAGCUUCGGCCACUCUCGGGCGUUCUCCCUCAAUGCGGCCCAGGAUAGGCUGGAAAUCGGGAGGUUCCUGUGCCUCUUGACGUCGGAUGAGUGCAGUGGGCAAGUGGCUGGCAAAUGGGACCCCGAAAAAGAUCCUCCUGUGCAAGCCGUCCUCGACUCCAAGAUAAAGACCUUGGAUUGGCAUCUCCCCCCCAGACUCCUGUAUAGGCGCAGCUGGCCGUUCGGCUCUAGGACCGCUGUUUGGGUGGGCAAAACACUCGAGAUGGUCAAGGACGUGGACCAGAGUCGAUGGAUGAUUUUGAAGUGCUCUUGGGUGCCCCGGCAUCGCCUCGGCCACGAGCCAAAGAUGCAACAGCGUCUUGAGGGCAUCGAAGGUACUCCAAGGCCGUUCGGGAGUGCUGUCAUUCCCCCCGACGUCAUAGAACAGGGCUUCAAAGUGGAGACUGUACAGCAGCUCGACCCCACGGCGCGGGAUAAUCAGACUGGCCUGCACCUAUGUGCCAUAGUCUAUGAGCAUCGACUUGGUGAGAUGAUAGACCCGAGCAUUCCCACAUCGAUUUUGGUACACCUUCACGCACAGCUUGUGGACACUCUGCUCAGCUACGCUGGGAGAGCCCUCCACUAUCGAGACCUCAAUACGGGCAACAUGUUAAUCCAGAAGGGCACCAAAGACAAGCUGUUGCUGGUUGACCAUGGCGGCAUGAGAGAGUUUCUUCGCCCCAGAGGUGCAGAAUGGAGAGGGGACACGACCGUCCUUCUCAAAAGAGCGGAAGACGACGCAAGGUCAGCCAAUCUCCUGUUCCUGCCGAGCGCCAAUUACACCGCUCUGGAUCAUCUCAAACGCUGGGGGAAGAACAUGGGUUUCUUGGAAGCAAAUCAAAAGAAAGCCCGGACGACAAUGCCAGAGAAUGCUCUUCCAGCUGAAAUGGAACGACUUGCGAUCGAGAGACUGCCUCGCUUGAGGGAGCUUUUGCUUUCACUUGUCCAGCUCAGCCAUCGUUACAUCGACGAUCUAGAAUCCGCACAAUAUCUGCAUAUCUGGCAGGUUGCCUCGAAGAAGGAGAACGUUCGGUCUGGAAUACAAGCGAAAGUUCAAGUUUUCUUGUUGGACAAACGCGACAAGCAGGCAGCUUGGUCAAGCCAUACGAAUUGGAGUGAGGAACUACGGACAUGGUUCCCGUUGAUGGAAGAUUGGUGCACGAUGAUGUGCUCCCUGCGAGAUCAGAUCUUCGCGGCCCAAGAAUCCUGGCGCAAGUCUGUCGUGCCUAUCUUUGACAAACUUGUGAGCUUGCCCAUCCUCGAGACAAAAGUAAAGGAAGCCUGCAGAAGUGGAAACCUCGUCACGGCCAGCGAGGCCGUCAUCGCUGCCUUCGACAGGACAGACACCCUACUGAGUCAAGAAAAAUUGCAGACCGUCGAAAAAGACUGCUUCGUUCACUGCAAGGGACUGAUGGACGCAUCCAGUGCAAAGGCAGUGAUGGACGGGGCAGCUAAAGCUCUCAGCAUUGAAGGAAAUUGAGUUAAGGGCAAGUCAUGUUCUUGACGAGCGAGGUUGAGAACUACAGGAUUGUCCUGUGCGGUGAGGUUGACAGCAGCCGACGCAAGAUCUCCGGAGAGGCUUCGGUCAUCGAAGAAGUUGGAGUCUCCAUUUCCAUGUACAUAUCAAAUUAGGCCGCCCCCCC
Microstroma glucosiphilum is the source of this 2773-nucleotide messenger RNA. RefSeq lists its product as hypothetical. The record is from RefSeq and is a predicted model, not a curated record. The transcript has 4 exons. Lineage: Eukaryota; Fungi; Basidiomycota; Exobasidiomycetes; Microstromatales; Microstromataceae. The coding region runs from base 91 to 2610 and encodes 839 amino acids.